This is a messenger RNA of Phyllostomus hastatus (greater spear-nosed bat), 1848 nucleotides long. It is a transcript of the gene TMEM158, whose product is annotated as transmembrane protein 158. The coding region runs from base 307 to 1188 and encodes 293 amino acids. Gene Ontology annotation, molecular function: peptide binding. The record is from RefSeq and is a predicted model, not a curated record. Lineage: Eukaryota; Metazoa; Chordata; Mammalia; Chiroptera; Phyllostomidae. The transcript has a single exon.
CCGAGCCAGGGAAUCCUGCUCCAGGCGAGCGCCGGACCCCGCAGAGCCUGCGCGCCGUCCGAGGGCCCCCGCGCCGGGGGCGGCAGGGAACCCCAGAGCAGCCGAGCUGGGAAGGAUCCCCGCGCCGAGCGAAACACUGCCGCCGCCGCCCCCGCGCCGCCCCCGCGGGCUGGCAGGUGUCCGGCCGCCGGCUCCCCGCCCGGCCGCCGGCUCCCGCGGUCCCGCCGUCAGCUCGCCCGCCCGUCUCCCGCGCGCCAUGCAGCCGCCGCCGGCCCCGCGUCGCGCGUAAGGCGUCCGCCGCAGGCCAUGCUGCCCCUGCUCGCCGCGCUGCUGGCCGCCGCCUGCCCGCUGCCGCCCGCCCGCGGCGGGGUCGCGGACGCGCCGGGCCUCCUCGGGGCGCCCCCCAACGCCUCGGUCAACGCGUCGUCCGCGGGCGAGCCCGCCGCCCCGCGGCUGCUGUCCCCCGCGGCUGCCGGGGCCCCCGAGCGCCCGGGCCCGGAGGAGGCGGCGACGCCGUGCAACAUCAGCGUGCAGCGGCAGAUGCUGAGCUCGCUGCUCGUGCGCUGGGGCCGCCCGCGGGGCUUCCAGUGCGACCUGCUGCUCUUCUCCACCAACGCGCACGGCCGCGCCUUCUUCGCCGCCGCCUUCCACCGCGUCGGGCCGCCGCUGCUCAUCGAGCACCUGGGGCUGGCGGCCGGCGGCGCGCAGCAGGACCUGCGCCUCUGCGUGGGCUGCGGCUGGGUGCGCGGGCGUCCGCCCGGCCGCCUCCGGCCCGCCGCCGCCGCCGCCGCCGGGGCGCCCACCGCGCUGCCCGCUUACCCUGCGGCCGAGCCCGCGGGGCCGCUGUGGCUGCAGGGCGAGCCGCUGCACUUCUGCUGCCUGGACUUCAGCCUCGAGGAGCUGCAGGGGGAGCCGGGCUGGAGGCUGAACCGCAAGCCCAUCGAGUCCACGCUGGUGGCCUGCUUCAUGACCCUGGUCAUCGUCGUGUGGAGCGUGGCCGCCCUCAUCUGGCCGGUGCCCAUCAUCGCCGGCUUCCUGCCCAACGGCAUGGAGCAGCGCCGGACCACCGCCAGCGCCGCCAGCGCCGCCCCCGCCGCCGUGCCCGCGGGGACCACCGCCGCCGCCGCUGCCGCCGCCGCCGCCGCUGCCGCCGCCGCCGCCGUGACAUCGGGCGCCGCGACCAAGUGACCCGCCCCGCGCCCCCCUGCGUCCGCCCGGCGUCCGCGCUCUCGGGGGCCUUUCCCGCCGGAGCCCGGCCCGUGUGCUUCGUGCUGUAGUGACCGUUAGUUCUCCGGGGGAGGGGGUCGCCAGAAAGGUUCCGGCGUGUUUGCAAAGCAAGGCGUGUGCGGCGCUCUGGCUCCGAGGCGAUGCCACCGGCCCUGGCCCUUGCCGCGGGGUGGGGUCCGCCGCUGGGAAGGCGGAGAGCAGGGACUUGGGCCCUUUCCCCUCGAUUGCACCCCCUGCCCCUCUCCCUCCCGCACCCACGUGCCCUAUAUUCAUGGCAGAAAAUGACCAAAUCCUGUGUAUUUGUUUUAUAUCUUUAAUAACUGUUUUAAAUGAAAGUUUUAGUAAAAAAAAAAAUCAAAUUGCUAUUGCUGUAGUAAGGGAAGUUCUUUGUACCCAAACAGUAUUUGAAGUUUGUUUGUUUUUUAAAAAAAAUUUAUUUGAAAGGGGGCGGGCAUGGGAAUGAUUUAACACUGACACAUUGUUACUGCUGAAAAUGAACUUGAUGAACCUUUUCCAAGUCGAUCUAUCCAGUGACGUGGCCUGGUGGGCGUUUCUUCUUGUACUUCUGUGUUUUGUUUUGUUUUGUUUUUUUGGCUUUUAAUACAGACAUUUUCCUCCAGA